Molecule: messenger RNA, 2277 nt
Organism: Scomber japonicus (chub mackerel)
Lineage: Eukaryota; Metazoa; Chordata; Actinopteri; Scombriformes; Scombridae
Gene: suclg2
Product: succinate-CoA ligase GDP-forming subunit beta
Exons: 11
Coding region: 29-1324 (431 amino acids)
Biological process (GO): succinyl-CoA metabolic process; tricarboxylic acid cycle
Cellular component (GO): mitochondrion; succinate-CoA ligase complex
Molecular function (GO): succinate-CoA ligase (GDP-forming) activity; ATP binding
Source: RefSeq, a predicted model, not a curated record
CACCUCUCUUUGGUCAUCCGUGUCAACCAUGGCGGCAUCCGUGGCAUCCCAGGCUGCAGCAAGAGGACUGAGGACAGCAACCUCCAAGCACAUACUUCUUGACAAACUGAAGUCCAACUGGUUGAGUCCAAGGAGAUGGCUCAAUCUGCAAGAGUACCAGAGCAAAAAGCUGAUGCAAGAGAGCGGUGUGGCCGUCCAACGCUUCUAUGUGGCUGACACGGCCUCUGAGGCCCUGAAGGCUGCAAAGAGACUCAAUGCCAAAGAGAUUGUGCUGAAAGCUCAGAUUCUGGCUGGCGGCAGAGGCAAGGGUGUGUUCGACAGCGGCCUUAAAGGUGGAGUGCACCUAACGAAGGACCCUGCGGUGGUUGGCGAGCUAGCCAAUAAGAUGCUGGGCUUCAACCUGACUACCAAGCAGACACCUAAAGAUGGAGUGAAAGUGAAAACGGUUAUGGUUGCCGAGGCCCUGGACAUUACCAGGGAGACCUAUUUCGCCAUCCUGAUGGACCGCUCUUGUAAUGGUCCCGUCAUGGUGGGAAGCCCCCAGGGAGGUAUGGAUAUUGAGGAGGUGGCAGCCAGCACCCCAGAACUCAUCUUCAAGGAAGCCAUAGAUAUAUUUGAAGGCGUGCGAGACGAUCAGGCACUUGCCAUGGCAGCUAAUUUGGGUUUCAAAGGACCUCUGCAGAGACAGGCAGCAGAUCAGAUUAAGAGGCUCUAUGAUCUGUUCCUGAAAGUCGACGCCACUCAAGUUGAAGUCAAUCCUCUCGGAGAGACUCCCGAAGGACAAGUGGUUUGCUUUGAUGCGAAGAUCAACUUUGACGACAACGCCGAGUUCCGUCAGAAAGCCGUUUUUGAGAUGGACGACAUGACUGAGAGUGACCCCACAGAGAUGGAGGCAGCCAAGUGGGACCUCAAAUACAUCGGCCUGGACGGAAACAUCGCCUGCUUCGUGAAUGGAGCCGGUUUGGCCAUGGCCACAUGUGACAUCAUUGACCUGCACGGAGGAAAGCCAGCUAACUUCCUGGACCUCGGGGGAGGAGUCAAAGAGAGGCAGGUGUAUGAGGCCUUUAAGCUGCUCACUGCUGACCCCAAGGUUGAAGCCAUCCUGGUCAACAUUUUCGGGGGGAUCGUCAACUGUGCUAUCAUUGCCAACGGCAUCACCAAGGCCUGUCGAGAGCUGGAGCUGAAGGUGCCUCUGGUGGUCAGGCUAGAAGGGACCAACGUCCACGAGGCGAAGAAGAUCCUCAGUGAUAGCGGCCUGCCCAUCACAGCAGCGGACAACCUGGACGACGCCGCUAAGAAAGCGGUGGCUGCCAUCAAGAAAUAAGGAACUCCACCUUCAUCUUAACAUAAUUCUCAGUGUAGCAACACUACACUCACUAAUACUCAUACAGCCUCAGAUCAUCAGCCUUUUUCUACCACAUGCACACAUCCAGGACUUGAAGCUCUAAUAGGCCUCUACUUGUUUGUUAUCAACAAGUCCUAUUGAUCACAUCACAGGUUUUUAAGGCGGUAUUCGCCUUACAGAGCCAUACAGUUCUCCAUUUUAAACAUUUUUCAUCCAUUUUUCUCUCUAUGAAAUGCGUAUUAAUUGAGAUAAAUCACUGUAACUUUCAGGCUUUUUAUUUUUGAAAUCACAUAAUGAAAGUCAACAUAUUCAUAGAGCAUAAUAACGCUCGAGCGAUCUCUGUCAGCGAUUAGAUGGAGCCCUCGUACUUUGUGCAUUCCAUUUUUCCUAGGCAGAGCAUGUGACGUUCUCUCUCUCUGCAUAUUGUGGCAUUUGUAUGGACUAUUGUAAGGUCUGUGAGGAGUAUUCAUUAAGGAGAGGCCUUCAUCAUCUUUCACCUCAGGCCUCGGCUCACAGUGCUUUAAAGGUAACCCAGCCUAGCAGAUUAACGUUGAAUUUUCCCACUGACUUCAUCUUCCAAGCUUAAAUCCAUCCAUCCAAUGCCUUAUCUAUGUCUCACAUGAAGUGAAGUACCCACUCUUAAUGGGCUGUGAAUUUUGUAAAUCAUGUCUUAUUUGUAAAGUGCUGCUUCACUCUAUGAUGUACAGUGUAUAACGGCAUAUAUCUGAGCCUAUUACGCCAAGGCUAAAGGGUUCGUAAACUAUCUUGCCAGCUCUCUCGGUCGUAGAAAUAGUUUCAUACAAGAUGUGUUUUAAAGAGAAAAUAAAAAGUCUAGAUCUUUUUUUGUAUAAUCAUGAAUGUAUAUUGACAGGAUAUCUUGGAUACAGUGUGAUAACUGUGUAUAUAAUUUCAGAGAUUAAAGAAAAUAUUUC